GGUUACUAUAAGAGAACCCCCGACUACCAUCCAAUCAGGGAGUGGAAGCGACUCGGCUGCUUCCCUGUUCCCAUGGUGCACAGCACCUUCCUAUUAGACCUGCGUCGUGAAUCCAGCCGGGACCUGGCCUUCUACCCCCCUCACCCAGAUUACAGCUGGGCAUUUGAUGACAUCAUGGUGUUUGCUUUCUCAGCACGUCAAGCAGGUGUGCAGAUGUAUGUGUGUAACAGAGAACACUACGGUUUCCUGCCUGUCCCUCUCAAGGCACAGCAAAAUGUUGAAGAUGAAAGUGAGAGUUUCAUACACACCAUCACGGAGGCUUUGAUUGACCACGACAUUGAGGCCUCUGAGCACCUGUACUCUCCGCCCUCACAGCAGGACAAGAUGGGCUUUGAUGAA
Molecule: messenger RNA, 399 nt
Organism: Xiphias gladius (swordfish)
Lineage: Eukaryota; Metazoa; Chordata; Actinopteri; Istiophoriformes; Xiphiidae
Product: procollagen galactosyltransferase 2-like
Exons: 3
Molecular function (GO): procollagen galactosyltransferase activity
Source: RefSeq, a predicted model, not a curated record